ACUUGUUCAGUUGCGAUCUAGCGAUCAUUAAUUCUCUCAGUAUUUACUGUUCAUUAACAACACAUUUGUUGUACGUACACACAUGUGUGCGUGUGCGGACGGCGAGAGAUAUUCAAAAUUUUUGGUGAUCUAUUGUAAAAUCUUUUACGUUGCAUCUUUAUGAACGUGUCAAAAAUUCAAGUGAACAAAUAACAACAAACUGAGAUCAAGUUCCAACAAUUAAUCGUAAUUGAUACCAACAACAGCAACCAAACAAAAUAAAAAUCAGCUACAACAACAAUAACAACAACAUCUUUUGCACCGCUGUUUCGCGCCCGCCCCCUCAUCCCACCACGUUCGUGUGUUGUGUGCAGUGUCGUUUAGCUCCUCACAAAAGCCAACAGCGCAUAAAAUACAUAACAUAGCAAAGGAAUAUAUAAAUAAAAUUACAAAUUAAAUAAAUAAACUGUUAAGCAAUUAAUUUGAAAAGUAAUUAAAGUCAAAAUCUUGGCUAAUUAUAUCGUUUAUAUCAAGAAGUGAAAUUGAAAUUAUUUCAGUGUCAGCGCAAGCAUUUAUAACCGAACUGGUUGCUCUAUAAAUACACCAAUCGAGCUAUAUAGCCACUUAUAGAUAUAUAUGAAUACAUGCAUAGUUUGCUGAAUUUGCAUAUCUAUACAAUUGUUUGAGUUAAUUUUCAAUAUAUUUCGGCUGUUAUUGUGUAUGUGUUUUUCGUGUUUUGUUUCGUUUCAUUUCGUAUAUGGCGCAAUUACUUCGUGUUACUUAUUACACAUAUAAGUAGUUCUCUCUUAUCGCGAGAUAUACAAAAACAAGAAAGAAAUACAUCAAUUUAAAUAUUCAACGAAAGCUGCUACACGAACGCGCCAGCAAACAAAGCCGGCUCACAUGUGUGGGUUUCUCUAAAGUGGGUAGCGACCAUGAUGUCCUGCCCCCUUCCUAUGUCAUUACCAAUACCAAUACCUUCAAUACACAAAGCUGAAUUCACACCGGUUCACAUUGGAGUCAAGCGCGGAAGCGACGAACUUUUGAGUCAAGCAGCAGUUAUGGCGCCUGCUUCCGACAAUAAUAAUCAGGAUCUGGCCACAAAGAAGGCCAAACUGGAUUCGAGUACCGUAUUGGCCGGCGGAAUUGCCAAGGCCUCAAAAGUCAUUCACUUGCGCAACAUUCCAAACGAAUCUGGGGAAUCGGACGUAGUUGCACUUGGAAUACCAUUUGGACGUGUCACCAAUGUCCUCGUGCUGAAGGGCAAGAAUCAAGCAUUUAUCGAAAUGGCCGACGAGAUAUCCGCCACAUCGAUGGUAUCCUGUUAUACAGUGAACCCUCCACAGAUGCGCGGUCGCAUGGUCUAUGUUCAGUUCUCCAAUCAUCGCGAGCUCAAGACGGAUCAAAGUCAUAAUCAGAACUCGUCGGUGGUGCAAAGCGACUAUCGCAUUCAAUCGCCCGCCGGUGGAUCACCAUUGCCGCUGUGCGCCGUUGGCAAUGCGAGCACCAACAAUGCCAACAACACCGGCGACAACAACUGCAGCACUGUGGCAAUCUUGCAGAACAACACGAGUGCGGUGAAUGCGUCAUCAGCUGGCAACAACACCAAUGCAGCCGGCGGACCCAACACCGUGUUGCGUGUGAUUGUCGAGACACUGAUGUACCCCGUAUCGUUGGACAUAUUGCAUCAGAUAUUCCAGCGGUUCGGCAAGGUGCUCAAAAUUGUCACCUUCACCAAGAACAAUUCAUUCCAGGCUCUCAUCCAGUAUCCGGAUGCACACUCGGCACAGCAGGCCAAGUCUAUAUUGGAUGGCCAGAAUAUCUACAAUGGGUGCUGCACUUUGCGUAUUGACAACAGCAAACUGACCGCCUUGAAUGUCAAGUACAACAAUGACAAGUCGAGGGAUUUCACGAAUCCGGCGCUGCCACCUGGCGAGCCCGGCGUUGAUCUCAUGCCCACCGCCGGAGGCCUAAUGAACACCAAUGAUCUGCUCUUGAUCGCCGCCCGCCAGCGGCCCUCACUAACAGGUGAUAAAAUAGUCAACGGUCUGGGCGCACCCGGCGUGCUGCCGCCUUUCGCUCUGGGUCUGGGCACACCACUGACCGGUGGCUACAGCAACGCCCUGCCCAAUUUGGCCGCCUUCUCGUUGGCCAACAGCGGUGCCCUUCAAACUGCCGCCCCCGCCAUGCGCGGCUACUCGAAUGUGCUGCUGGUUUCGAAUUUAAAUGAGGAGAUGGUCACGCCUGAUGCUCUAUUUACCCUCUUUGGUGUAUACGGCGAUGUGCAACGUGUAAAGAUUUUAUACAACAAAAAGGACUCGGCACUCAUACAAAUGGCGGAGCCGCAGCAAGCUUAUUUGGCCAUGUCUCACCUUGAUAAAUUACGUUUAUGGGGCAAGCCAAUACGUGUCAUGGCCAGCAAACAUCAGGCCGUGCAGCUGCCAAAAGAAGGACAGCCGGACGCGGGCCUAACACGUGACUAUUCACAGAAUCCGUUGCAUCGUUUCAAGAAGCCCGGCAGCAAGAACUAUCAAAACAUCUACCCGCCAUCGGCGACACUGCAUUUAAGUAACAUUCCCUCAUCCUGCACUGAGGAUGACAUCAAAGAAGCCUUCACCUCCAACAACUUUGAAGUCAAAGCAUUCAAGUUUUUCCCCAAGGACCGCAAGAUGGCGUUGCUGCAACUGUCAUCAGUAGAGGAGGCCGUGUUGGCGCUGAUCAAAAUGCACAAUCAUCAGCUGUCGGAGUCCAAUCAUUUGCGUGUGAGCUUCUCCAAGUCGAACAUCUAGAAUCCGACCCGGGGUCAGGUUCACUGAACUUGACUGAGUGCCAACAACAGCUAUCCGCUACGGCAGCAGUUCUUUUGGCAGCAACAGAUACAAUCUAUAAUUCGUAGUACAAGCGGCGUGCAGGGCAAUCGCCACAACACCCACUUCAACUUGAACUUCAACUGACAGGCAACAGCAAAAGCAACAGCAACAGCAACAGCAACAGCAACAAAUGAACAAAGCCCAACCAAUCCCAACCCAUCAAGAAACAGCAGCAACAAUCGAUGCAAGAGCUAUAGCUAAUCUAUAUACACAACAUAGAAAUUCUUAAAUUAAAUUUAAAAAAUAACAUAACUGUUUUCAUUAUUGAUCAUAACUCUAAUUGCAGAAAUUCUAAAAGAAAUUCAAAAACUACAAUUAAUUAUACAAUCAAAUACGAGUACAUGCUACACUUCUACUUAUAUGAAAGAAUACCAAUUUAAAUGUUUGCCAAAAGUGCAGCAUGAAAAACACAAAAACACAAGAAAAUAAAAAAUAAACAAACAACAAAACAGAUUUAAAAGAAAGCAAAAGAAAUAAAGAAAGAGCCCACUAAACAAUCAGCGACGUCGUAUAAUCAUAAGCUUAAAAUUAAAACUAAAUAUAUAUAUAUAUAUAGUCGAUAAGUCUAGUAAGAUGCAUUGAGAAACAAAAACAAGAAAAAAAAAACAAAUAGUUGUAAUUUGAGUGCACUGUACUGUGUUUUGGUUUUAAAAAACAACAGCAGAGAGUCAAAACAAAACAAAAUCGACAACAAAAUUUAUGUUAUCAAACAAAAAAAAAAAUGAGGAAAUAAGCAACAUUUUAUUAUGUACGAGUAUUUACUGUUAUUAUAUUUUAAGUGAUUGAAAUUUGAUUAAUUGAUAAUCCUGAUUUUUACAAACAAACUACAGAAGAGUUGAACUUGAAUGGCUUGCGAGCAUUUAAGAAGUUUUUAAAUGUUUUUUUUUUUCAUUUUGUUAGUAGUGCGUAAUGUUAAAAUUAAAUCUCAAUAUUAGAUCAACAACGUGCACACUAAAUCCUAAGUGUACUCGUAAUUGAAAAGCCAAGCAAAUGGCGCUGAGAAAUGUAUUACAUUUAAUAUUAACAUUAAAUAAAAUCAAACUAUUCGGGCGUGUGAAGAGAUCCCAUCAU
Drosophila innubila is the source of this 3920-nucleotide messenger RNA. RefSeq names its product polypyrimidine tract-binding protein 1 (gene heph). Gene Ontology annotation, cellular component: nucleus. Gene Ontology annotation, biological process: regulation of RNA splicing; mRNA processing. The transcript has 14 exons. Bases 915 to 2768 code for a protein of 617 amino acids. The record is from RefSeq and is a predicted model, not a curated record. NCBI's taxonomy places the organism in Eukaryota, Metazoa, Arthropoda, Insecta, Diptera, Drosophilidae. Gene Ontology annotation, molecular function: mRNA binding.